ACAGCACUAAACAGACCUGGGACUCUAGCUAGUAGGAGUUGGCAAGACAUCACUAAACAGACCUGGGACUCUUGCUAGUAGGAGUUGACAAGACAUCACUAAACAGACCUGGGACUCUAGCUAGUAGGAGUUGGCAAGACAUCACUAAACAGACCUGGGACUCUAGCUAGUAGGAGUUGACAAGACAGCACUAAACAGACCUGGGACUCUAGCUAGUAGGAGUUGACAAGACAGCACUAAACAGACCUGGGACUCUAGCUAGUAGGAGUUGACAAGACAUCACUAAACAGACCUGGGACUCUAGCUAGUAGGAGUUGGCAAGACAGCACUAAACAGACCUGGGACUCUAGCUAGUAGGAGUUGGCAAGACAGCACUAAACAGACCUGGGACUCUAGCUAGUAGGAGUUGGCAAGACAGCACUAAACAGACCUGGGACUCUAGCUAGUAGGAGUUGGCAAGACAGCACUAAACAGACCUGGGACUCUUGCUAGUAGGAGUUGACAAGACAGCACUAAACAGACCUGGGACUCUAGCUAGUAGGAGUUGACAAGACAUCACUAAACAGAUCUGGGACUCUAGCUAGUAGGAGUUGGCAAGACAUCACUAAACAGACCUGGGACUCUUGCUAGUAGGAGUUGACAAGACAGCACUAAACAGACCUGGGACUCUAGCUGGUAGGAGUUGGCAAGACAGCACUAUCCUUAACCAAUCUGGAUUGUUGUUUGAGGUUUAUGCUAAAUCUCUACCACAUGUUCACAUUCUUUUAACCAACCCUUUGUCCAUCUGCUGGUGAAUAAGAGAAAAAGCAUUUAGCAUUUAAAUAAACCGAUGACCAAACCACAAACAACAUGGAAGCUAUCAAAAAACUAUGAAGAUGAAGAUGAAGGCACUUAAAAUGCCUUUAUUGUGGUCGUAAGUUUAAUGAAACAACAUACAAAAAAUGAAUGUAAAAAGAAACAAGAAUACAAUGGAGCAUAUUAUCUACAAUAUUGUAUGUAUACUGCAUAACUUUGCUCUUCAAUAAAACAUAUUUGUUCAUUGAACAAUAUAUUUUAAAAUGUUAUAGAUUGGGUUGCCAGGUGGUGAUGUCAUACAUGACCGAUGACAUCACAAUGGUCUUAAAGCCAAUUUGAACAAUGGGUUAAUGAGGAAAUGUAUCAGUCUUCAUUGGUUAUCGACAUGGCUUGUUUCUGCUGGUGCAAGAAGAAAAAACGUCAGAAAGCAAAUUCAGUUGAUGUGGAGCAGAAGACAAGAAAGAAGAAGGAGAGGGGCACUUCAUCCCCCUCUCCAAUUCCAUCUGACCGUUCUGAACGGAAUGGCUCCGCUACCUCUGACCCCUCACCCUCUGACCAACUCUCCUCCCUCCAUCCACCUCCCUCUCCUGUUAAAUGUUCCUCUCAGCCUUGCUCUCCUGCUGAACAACCCUCUGUACCCCAGUCACCUGCCAAAAACCCUUCCCCAGUGAAAUCCUCUCCAGUGGUGUCCCACCCUAGUUCUCCCUCUCCUACCAACCCUCUGGAUCGUCAUGGAGACACCAGUCAGGAGGGCACAACAGUCAGACCUCUGUCUCUUCAGGACCACUCUAGUCCAAUGCCCCAGAGACCAGUCUCAGCCACCAGAAGCAUGACUCUUCCCAGGGCCAGCUCAGCCACCAGAAGCAUGACUCUUCACAGGGCCAGCUCAGCCACCAGAGGGUCAGAAGAGACCCAGGGGGCCAGAGGAGAAUGGGGGGAACUGGUCAACAUGGAACUUCUUGGGUUGCCUAACAUUGGCAACACUUGCUUCCUUAACGCCACCCUGCAGUGCCUCCUGGUCCUGCCUUCCUUCUCAAAGGAAAUCCUGCACCAGGAACAACUCUGGAGCUCCUCCCCCUUCUCCAACCUGCUCAGGAGUCUGUCUGAUGUGCACCGUUCAGGUUUACCUGACAGUGUGGAAAACCAGGCCUCAAAAGCAGACCUCAUGUGGAAGGUCAAGUACUCCUUGUCGGGAUACGAUUUGAAGUAUCUGGGGGACACGCAACAGGAUGCACACGAGUUACUUGUCAAUAUGCUGUGCCAGCUGAAGGAGGAGGGCAUGAUUCUGAAGACACUCGGGAUGAACUAUACCUGCCCUGUUUCCCAGCUGGAGUUCCAGCUUGUGUCGGUGCGCACAUGUACCAGCUGUGGGCGCGAGUCGUCCACCAGAGAGGACUACAACCACCUCUCAUUGGACUUCAGCCCUGAGCGCACCUUGCUGAACAGCCUAGCACUCACUUUCAAAAGUGAACAGGUUGAAUUCACAUGUGAGGGCUGUAAAGGCCUCCACGCCUCAAAGGUGGAGCAGUUCCACACACUGCCUCUUGUGCUGGUUUUGCAUCUGAAGAGGUUUGGAGGACCUGGGGGGUUGGAGAAGCUGGAGGCUCCUCUUUUGUUUCCUUCGGAGCUGAGGCUCUCCACCCUCUGUGGGGACAUGGUGCCACACCUGCACAGUGCCAGCCCACAGGCCCUCACCAACCAGGCCCCCAGCAUCCAGGGGUCCAUCCCCCAGACCCUCGCCAGCCAAGUCUCCAGCCCACCUGGAGUGGCCAAAGACAGCGCCCUCUGCUGUUCAGAAGCAGAAGCCAGUACAGUCAGUGAAUGGUUACUACCAGCUGACUGGCGUAGUCUCUCAUUUGGGAGGCUCCGCAAACUCCGGGCACUACAUUAGUGACAUAUUGCAUGCCAGUGGAAACUGGUUCUGCUGUAACGACAGCCAGGUGUCAAUGUCCAAUGAAGCCACUGUGCUGAGGACCAGAGCCCGGAGUGCCUACAUGCUCUUCUAUAUGUUCAGGGCAAUAGAGCGGGAGGCCCCAGCACACAGGGCCUAACAGGGCCACCAGCAUCAGCGCCAGCCUAAACAGGGGCAGCACCGGGACCAGCCUCCAAACACUCAGACCUGUCUCAACAGGUCUAGUACCAGGCCCAGUCUCAAAACCCCCUGCCCAGCCUCAACACUCACACACCUGCCUCGAAAGGGGUAGCACUUGGCCCAACAUCAACAACUCCGAGCCCAGCCACAACAGGGGCAGCACUGGGCUCAACAUCAACACACCCAGCCCAGCCUCAACAUGGGAAGAACCAGGCCCAGUCUCAACAUGGGCAGAACAAGACCCAGUCCCAACACCCUCAGACCUGCCUCAACAGGAAGAUUUAUCGUCUGGGAUUCAGGCCGGUCCUAACAGGAAACGUGACAAAGGGAAGCAGCUGUAAUGGAGCCUUCUAACACCCAAUCAGGUCUGGAGGAGGAAUGUCACAUAAAGAUUCAGAGAUGCUAUGAGAAUCUUUUGAAGUUACUCUCCAGUUGUAUUCCAUUUGAAUAAAUACAGACAUGAAAAUGCUGGGCUAUGGAUGUGACCUUGGUACUGUGAGUUGAGUAACGGGUCACCAAACGACCUAUGGGAACUCCUUCCCUUUAUCGUGAUGUGAUUGAGAUGCUUAAUAUCAACGAUGUUUACA
This is a messenger RNA of Oncorhynchus gorbuscha (pink salmon), 3474 nucleotides long. Its product is annotated as ubiquitin carboxyl-terminal hydrolase 37-like. Gene Ontology annotation, molecular function: cysteine-type endopeptidase activity; cysteine-type deubiquitinase activity. The record is from RefSeq and is a predicted model, not a curated record. Bases 1154 to 2686 code for a protein of 510 amino acids. The transcript is spliced from 13 exons. NCBI's taxonomy places the organism in Eukaryota, Metazoa, Chordata, Actinopteri, Salmoniformes, Salmonidae. Gene Ontology annotation, cellular component: cytosol; nucleus. Gene Ontology annotation, biological process: protein deubiquitination; G1/S transition of mitotic cell cycle.